Molecule: messenger RNA, 1576 nt
Organism: Aethalodelphis obliquidens (Pacific white-sided dolphin)
Lineage: Eukaryota; Metazoa; Chordata; Mammalia; Artiodactyla; Delphinidae
Gene: YPEL1
Product: yippee like 1
Exons: 5
Coding region: 287-736 (149 amino acids)
Source: RefSeq, a predicted model, not a curated record
ACGGCGGCGCGGCGGGGCAGCGGCUUCAAAACAAAGGGCAGGCGGCCCGGGGGCGGCGGCGGCGGCGGCGGACAUGUCUCGCGCGCAGCUGGAGAGGCAACGGCCGCAGCGCGUCCCGGGCCGCGCCGGGGCCGCCGGAGAGCCGCGCCCGCGCUGAGCGAGGCCGGGCCGAUGGGCGCUGCGGGCUGGGGCGCGGACCGGCGGGCGGCGGUUGUGGCGUUUUUCUCUCACCCCAGCUGUGUGGACAGAGCCACACGCCCUCUGAACAACAACGGCUCUUGCGUGCAUGUUCCAGUGUUUCUUCUGUCAGAGAGCCCAGCAGAGCUGCAGCUCCUCCCGUGCCAGCCCUGAGCUGAGCCAGGAGUGCCCAGCGGAGAUGGUGAAAAUGACAAGGUCCAAAACUUUCCAAGCGUAUCUGCCAAACUGCCACCGAACAUACAGUUGUGUCCACUGCAGGGCCCACCUGGCCAAUCACGAUGAGCUGAUCUCCAAGUCCUUUCAGGGAAGUCAGGGACGAGCCUACCUCUUCAACUCAGUGGUGAACGUGGGCUGCGGCCCUGCGGAGGAGCGGGUCCUUCUCACCGGCCUGCAUGCCGUGGCGGACAUCUACUGUGAGAACUGCAAGACCACACUUGGGUGGAAAUACGAACACGCCUUUGAGAGCAGUCAGAAAUACAAGGAAGGAAAAUUUAUCAUUGAGCUUGCUCACAUGAUCAAAGACAAUGGUUGGGAGUAAAGUGAAAACUUCCUGUUCUCUUUUGAAUACGAUUUUGUGAAAAAGACGGUAUAAGUAAUGGAAACAUAGGCACAUCUGAUGGCAGUGUUUCUUGAACUCGAGCCUCACAGGCGGCCUCUCCAGGCCAAUCCCCUGGGUAAGGCGUCCCUCUGAUCUGUGUCUUCUUCAAUAACACGGUUAUUUCUGAAAAGUUUCAAUGCCCUUUUUCUAAUUUCUCAAGGUGUAGAGAAAAGACCUAACCAACUGCUGACUUAUCCAUCCAGCUAACACCUUCUUUAACCAAUGCCUUUAAGAUAGUAUGGCUGUGCUCUUUCGUGUUUGAUAGAAAACCAGACCGAAGCCCCAAAGCCCACAGGGAGGUCUCUUCGGAGAGCCAGGUUCCCCUCUUGUUUGGAGAGAAGGUAUGGUAACUUCUCCCCGAUUCGCGGAACAACAACGUUGGUUAUUCUUCUUGCAGAUGAGCUGUGAGGGCAGUGCUUACUUAGGAAUCUCUCAGAAAUCUAUGAAUCUAUGCACCAAGGGUGUUUUUAGCCUUGUUCAAAAACAGAGGCCACCAGUAAUAACAUUUUAGAUAAGCUAUAGAGAAAUGCGUCUAAUGUAACAUGUUUAUUUAAGCCAGUAGCUUCCUUAUCUCACAGGCGAGUGAACGAGUCGUUAGCAGAGACGGUCUUGGGCCAGUGUGCAGGCCCAGGCCCAGGCCCAUGGGGGCUCCAGGUCAGGCACUGGGCGGCUGGUCCAUGGAGUUAAGAGUGGAACGCGCUGGACCAAGGGAAAUCAGGUUUCCUUUUCUACUCUGAUGUACUUGAAAAAAAAGAAUUAUUUUUUGCAUAUUUGAAAGAG